Molecule: messenger RNA, 663 nt
Organism: Rotaria socialis
Lineage: Eukaryota; Metazoa; Rotifera; Eurotatoria; Philodinida; Philodinidae
Source: the annotation of a GenBank genome assembly
AUGAAUAAUACCAAUAAAUUAAGUUCGAGAUCGUUAGCAUUUUCUGAAUACGAUCCAAUUGAAAAAAAUACGAAGUAUGGUUCAAAUUUUCGACGUUCUCUAUAUCCACGGCCACCACCGUCAACCCCACGAACUGAUCCAUCACUUGAUAUAGUGUAUCCAUUUAUUAACAGUCGUAGAAAGAAUCCGUUAACUCAUUCAGUUUUAAUGGAAAGUGCAAGUCAUCGAUCGGGUUUUCUUCCGCAUAAUUAUCGUUUAGAAAAUACAUUGGCAUCAAUUCGUCGGCAACGUUUAGAAAAUAAAUCAAUCCCGAAACGUUCCGUCUCGACAUCUAGAGUUAAUACUCGUGCAUCGCCGCGGUUGGAUGUCUUUGGUAAUUUAACAAGUAAAAUGAGUAAAUUAGCAGAGCAACGUUUAAUUUUACGUGAAAAAUCAAAUAAAAACAAGCAGAAUCCAUCAUCUCUGUUUGAUAAACACGACAGAAGUCUUAUUCUGAGUGAUGGCGAUUUUGCUACGGAUAUUCCAAAUGCAAUCGAAACACUUUUACAAAGUUCACCAUUCAAGUCUACUAUGGAAUUAAAUUUAUUUGAAGUCUUGAAACGAGAACGUUUACAACAAGCGCGUUAUCGACUUCUACCAAUAAAUCGAGCACCAAAUGCUUGA